Messenger RNA from Thermothielavioides terrestris NRRL 8126, 1767 nucleotides. RefSeq lists its product as uncharacterized. Lineage: Eukaryota; Fungi; Ascomycota; Sordariomycetes; Sordariales; Chaetomiaceae. The coding region runs from base 267 to 1538 and encodes 423 amino acids. The record is from RefSeq and is a predicted model, not a curated record. The transcript has 3 exons. Gene Ontology annotation, biological process: ubiquitin-dependent protein catabolic process. Gene Ontology annotation, cellular component: proteasome regulatory particle, lid subcomplex. Gene Ontology annotation, molecular function: structural molecule activity.
GGGGCACAUUACGUCGCACGCGCGGCAACCUAGCUGGCAUGCAGGGGACAUUGGGCGAGGCGGCGCUGGAUUUGGAGCAGCUACAAUCGACAAUCGAACUGAACGGACGCUUCGCCAACACCACCAAGCACCGAUCCACCAUUUCAAGGCCGCCACUACCACGCCAGCUCCCUGCAACGUGCCGAAUCAAAUCUUCCUGACGCACUGGUCCGCAACAAGCCUGCCGUACCGACCAUCUCAGAAUUGCAACUUGGGCUCCCGUCACCAUGGCGCAGGGGGACUCGGAGAGGCUGCGCGAGGCUCAGAAGCUCGCCAAGUCGGAUCCGCGCAAGGCAGAGGAAAUCUACAAGGACAUCAUCUCGAAGCCCCCAUCCGUGACAUCCGAAGCCGCCAUCAGGGAAUACGAAACCGCCCUCGUCAGCCUGGGGGAGCUGUACCGCGAUCAGAAGAACACAGAUGAGCUCGUGGGCUUGGUAACAAAGAGCAGGACAGUCUUGUCCUCGUUCGCAAAGGCAAAGACGGCCAAGCUGGUCCGCCAACUUCUCGGCCUCUUUGAAGCCAUCCCCAACUCUCUCGACAUCCAGAUCUCCGUCACAAAAUCCUGUAUAGAAUGGGCCACGUCGGAGCGCCGGAGCUUCCUCCGGCAGAACCUCGAGACGCGCCUCGUGACGCUGUACAUGGCCAAGCAGUCCUACUACGACGCGCUGACGCUGAUCAACGGCCUCCUGCGCGAGCUCAAGCGCAUGGACGACAAGCUGGUGCUGGUGGAAGUGCAGCUGCUCGAGUCGCGCGUCUACCACGCGCUGGGGAACAUCCCCAAGGCCCGCGCCGCGCUGACCAGCGCCCGCACGUCGGCCGCCUCAGUCUACACCCCGCCGCUCCUGCAAGCCAACCUCGACAUGCAGUCGGGCAUGCUGCACGCCGAGGACAAGGACUUCCAGACCGCCUACAGCUACUUCAUCGAGGCGCUCGACGGCUACCACACGCAGGACGAGCCGGCGCGCGCCCAGGCCGCGCUGCAGUACAUGCUGCUGUGCAAGAUCAUGCUGAACCUGGUCGACGACGUCAACCAGCUGAUGACCUCCAAGCAGGCGCUCAAGUACGCCGGCCAGUCGCUCGAGGCCAUGAAGGCGAUCGCGCGGGCGCACGCGAACCGGUCGCUCGAGGAGUACGAGCGCGCGCUGGCGGCGUACAAGUACGAGCUGGGCAGCGACGCCUUCAUCCGCAACCACCUGCGGCGCCUGUACGACGCCAUGCUGGAGCAGAACCUGAUUAAGGUGAUCGAGCCCUUCAGCCGCGUCGAGAUCGACCACAUCGCCAAGAUGGUCGGCCUCGACACCCAGCAGGUCGAGCGCAAGCUGUCGCAGAUGAUCCUCGACAAGGUCAUCAUCGGCGUGCUCGACCAGGGCGCCGGCUGCCUCAUCAUCUACGACGAGACCCAGCGGGACGAGGCCUACGACGCGGCCCUGGCCACCAUCGAGAAACUGAGCAACGUGGUCGACGUGCUCUACAUGAACCAGGCCUCGCUGCUGGAGUGAGACGGCGGGGUGUCCGGGGGGUGUGUAUGGGUGGGCUUGGAAGUUGUAAUUACUACGCAGAAAACCAGUCACAGGUACUACACUACACACGCUGCGCAGAACCCCUAGAAUAGCUGGCGUGAAUGAGAAACCCGUGCAACAUUUCCGCUGGUAUCAAGCCUAAAUCUGUUUGUCUCCCCCAUGACCCAUUCAAACCGCCAUCCGUACUCCAAUUCACACACAAAAGCCC